AUGACGGCCCCUGUGCUCGCCAGGGUUCAGUCGGGCAAUGUGACUGUUGGGUUCUACAACCCUUACAAGUACCAGGGCCCUACGGGCAGCGCCGCCCCCGCCCCGACGGACCCCAGUGUCUACAUCCAGCAGCUGCCCUCCCUGGAGGUCUACGUCCUGUCCUACGGCGGCUUGACCAGCUCCGCCACCCAGAAGCAGAAGCGUGAUGAGCUGGCGGCCGCCCUCAAGGCCGCCAAGCUGCCCUUCGACAGCUCGACCUGGUUCACGGCCGGCUACGACGCCCCCUACCAGCUGCUCAACAGGCACAACGAGGUCAUGAUACCCGCGACACCUGUGGCGCCUGCGGCACCAGCCACUGCCCCUGCAAAGGCUGUUCCCGCCGCCGCCGCCAAGGCCAGCCCGGUCGCCGCGGCCGCCAAGGCAGCGACCGCUUCCCCUGCUGCCAAGCCAGCUCUGACCUCCCCCGUGGCCAAGCCCGCGGCCGCCGGGCGUAAGCUCAAGCUGUGA
Monoraphidium neglectum is the source of this 507-nucleotide messenger RNA. RefSeq names its product heme binding protein 2. The record is from RefSeq and is a predicted model, not a curated record. The transcript is spliced from 5 exons. NCBI's taxonomy places the organism in Eukaryota, Viridiplantae, Chlorophyta, Chlorophyceae, Sphaeropleales, Selenastraceae. The coding region runs from base 1 to 507 and encodes 168 amino acids.